This is a messenger RNA of Hevea brasiliensis (rubber tree), 1899 nucleotides long. Its product is annotated as protein DETOXIFICATION 29-like. Gene Ontology annotation, molecular function: antiporter activity; xenobiotic transmembrane transporter activity. The transcript is spliced from 9 exons. Lineage: Eukaryota; Viridiplantae; Streptophyta; Magnoliopsida; Malpighiales; Euphorbiaceae. The record is from RefSeq and is a predicted model, not a curated record. Bases 77 to 1609 code for a protein of 510 amino acids. Gene Ontology annotation, cellular component: vacuolar membrane. Gene Ontology annotation, biological process: xenobiotic detoxification by transmembrane export across the plasma membrane.
AAUCAUGGUCUCAUAGUCAUCAUUUAUACUCCUUUCUUGGAAGAAAAACCCAUCCCUCUCUUUCCCUCUCCCAGACAUGGAGGAUUCAAGAGAGCCGCUUCUCUCUCAAAGAGAGGACCAACACCACAACCAUCACCAUGAGGAUCUAGACCGUCUACACUCACUUCCCAUAUCAACAACAAGCACUUAUUCCUUCGUCCCCGAUGCCGAUGACAUCCCUCCUAUCAACGGCAUCCGUGAUUUCUUCAGAGAAUUCUACAAGGAGUCCAAAAAACUCUGGUACCUGGCCGGCCCUGCCAUCUUUACCACCGUUUGCCAGUACUCCCUCGGCGCUAUCACUCAAGUCUUCUCCGGUCAAGUUGGCACCCUGGCCCUCGCUGCCGUCUCCGUUGAGAACACUGUCAUCGCCGGCUUUUCCUACGGCGUCAUGCUUGGAAUGGGAAGUGCACUCGAAACGCUAUGUGGGCAAGCAUUUGGAGCAGGGCAGCUUGAUAUGCUAGGAAUCUAUUUGCAAAGAUCAUGGAUCAUUCUUGGUACUACAGCCUCACUUCUCUCAUUGCUGUAUAUCUUCGCCGCACAACUUUUGAAGCUGAUUGGGCAAACAGCAGCCAUAUCAAAGGCAGCUGGGAUAUUCUCAAUCUGGAUGAUACCACAGUUAUUCGCUUACGCCAUGAACUUCCCUAUGGCAAAAUUCUUGCAGGCUCAAAGCAAGAUCAUGGUCAUGGCCUUGAUCGCAGCUGCAGCCUUGGUUUUGCAUACAUUUUUUAGCUGGCUUUUGAUGCUAGAUUUGGGAUGGGGAUUGGUUGGAGCAGCGGUGGUGUUAAAUGCUUCUUGGUGGUUCAUUGAAUUGGCUCAGUUUUUAUAUAUUAUUAGUGGAACUUGUGGGCGAGCUUGGAAUGGAUUUUCAUGCAAGGCCUUUCAAAACUUGUGGGGUUUUGUUCGCUUGUCUCUUGCAUCUGCUGUUAUGCUUUGCUUAGAAGUUUGGUAUUUUGUGGCAUUGAUACUCUUUGCUGGAUACUUAAAGAACGCAGAGGUUUCAGUGGAUGCCUUGUCCAUAUGCAUCAACAUUUUGGGCUGGAUGGCCAUGGUAGCUUUUGGAAUGAAUGCAGCUAUAAGUGUAAGAGUAUCAAAUGAACUAGGCGCAGGUCAUCCAAGAACAGCAAAAUUUUCAGUAGUAGUGGCUGUUAUAUCAUCCCUCAUGAUUGCUGCCAUUCUUGCUCUCAUUCUCAUCCUCACAAGAAAUAAAUAUCCAUCUUUUUUUUCCACGGAUUCUCAAGUUAAAGAACUUGUCAACGAUCUAACACCAGUCCUUGCUCUCUGCAUCGUCAUUAACAAUAUUCAGCCUGUUCUCUCUGGUGUGGCUAUUGGAGCAGGAUGGCAAGCAAUUGUGGCUUAUGUGAACAUAGCUUGUUACUAUGUGUUUGGGAUUCCUCUGGGUCUUAUAAUGGGUUAUAAACUUGAUAUGGGUGUUCGUGGGAUUUGGUAUGGAAUGUUGUCAGGGACUGUAGUACAGACUGUUGCCCUUUUCUUCAUGGUCUAUAGAACAAAUUGGAACAAAGAGGCUUCUAUUGCUGAAAGUAGGAUAAAGAGAUGGAGAGGACACGAUUAAAGAUUCAGAAGCGAAAAACAAUGAAAAAAUAACCUAGUCCUGAAAGUGAAUGGAAAUGCACCAUGGAUUGUGAUUCUUUGAAGGAAAAGCAAUGAUUUAUCAAUAAUUUCCCAGGGAAAAUAUGUACUUCUCAUCAGAAAGCUUUUCAUUUUUGUUUAGAAGAAGGUCAGGAUAUUGAAACCCCAAGACUUCUGCUUACAAUUAUCUAGAGUGUACCAAUAUGUAGACCCUGCCAUGGCCAGUUUAAUCCGGAAUCGAAAUUGAUUAAAAUUGCAUUGAUGAUCUUAAAA